This is a messenger RNA of Theobroma umbraticum, 924 nucleotides long. RefSeq names its product nucleoid-associated protein At4g30620, chloroplastic-like. Lineage: Eukaryota; Viridiplantae; Streptophyta; Magnoliopsida; Malvales; Malvaceae. Gene Ontology annotation, molecular function: DNA binding. The record is from RefSeq and is a predicted model, not a curated record.
UCCCAAUCACCGGAAACCCAAAAUAAGAACCAACUUCUAUCUUGUGAAAUCUCCUUCUUUUCUGUCUGCAGUCUUUAGAAAUAUCCGAAAAUUUUGUUGGUGAAGAGAACUUGCAAAACCGAUGGCUUCGACAAGUGCCGUGACUGCUCAAAUAUCAAAUCUGCAUGGAGUCACUCACUGGAAGAAGCCCAUCCCUUCUUCUCUCGCCCUUGGUAAUCUUAAUUUCAGUACAAAUCUAGCUGGUAAGCAGUUUUUAUCAUCGUCAGGUCAUCGAAAAUCUGGGCGUAGCUAUAAAUCUCUACGUGUAUAUGGUCUGUUUGGAGGAAAAAAGGAAAAUGGUGAGAAGGGUGAUGAUGCACCUUCCAAGGCAGGAAUUCUUGGAAACAUGCAAAACCUCUAUGAGACAGUGAAGAAAGCACAAAUGGUUGUCCAGGUUGAGGCUGUGCGUGUGCAAAAAGAGCUUGCCGCAGCAGAGUUUGAUGGCUACUGUGAAGGUGAACUGAUAAAGGCCACAUUAUCUGGAAACCAGCAACCUGUACGCAUAGAGAUUACUGAGGCAGCAAUGGAAUUGGGUCCAGAAAAGUUGUCUGUGUUAGUUAAUGAAGCAUACAAGGAUGCGCACCAAAAAAGUGUCCAGGCCAUGAAGGAAAGGAUGAGUGAUCUUGCACAAAGCUUAGGAAUGCCACAAGGUCUCGGUGAGGGAUUAAAGCAAUGAUGAUCUCUCAACUGGCACCUAGAUGAGCUUAGUGAGGGGAUUAAAGCAGUAAUGAUCUCUUGACUGGCACCUGGAUGAGCUAGUUUCAAUUUUGUAUACAAACCAAUGCAGAAACACUCGUUUUACACUUAUUACUUUGAAUUUGCAAAGUCAUUCAGCUUUAAUAUUUGAACUGAGUAGAGCAAGACUGUUUGGAAGAUUUUGAUUUU